Rhagoletis zephyria (snowberry fruit fly) is the source of this 288-nucleotide messenger RNA. RefSeq lists its product as uncharacterized. The record is from RefSeq and is a predicted model, not a curated record. Lineage: Eukaryota; Metazoa; Arthropoda; Insecta; Diptera; Tephritidae.
UUCUUCCAGCCCACUGUUACUAUGAGGAAUUGGAGCUAGCAGUACCAGUCAAUGAGACCCUCUAUCCCACAGAUAUUGAAUUUCACUGCAUAACGGUCACUUGCCGGCAUGAUUACGUGCUGAUAAUAAAGCACUGUGACCGUUAUCUGCUGCGACACGGUUGCACCGAGCAGCCACCCGACUAUAGCCGGCCUUACCCUAAUUGCUGUGUUCAAAUUAAAUGUAUUGAUUAAAUUUCAUGAAGAUAGAUAUACAUAAAUGUCAUAUAUAAGAAAUAAUUUAUAGAAG